AGCCCGCCUCCCCCCCUCCCUCGGCUCUGCGCUCCCGGCUUCUCCUUCUCCUCCGCCGUCUCCUUCUCCAGCGCAUCUCUGAAGCCGGCGGCUCCGCCAUGGCCUGGCUGUGGAAGCGCGGGGGGUGAACGGAGAAGGGGUCUCCAGGAGCCCCGACGCCGGCUUCCCACUCGCCCGCCCCCCCGAAAGCGGGGCACGCAGCCAGAGAAAAUGGAGAUCUCGCCGGGCCAGUGGCUCCUUAUCCUCUUCCUGGUGGCCAUCCCGCUUCUGUACGAAUGGAGUGCUACCUUCAAAUAUUUCUGUAAGAUGGCGUUCUACAACAGCUACAUCCUCUUCUUGGCUAUCAUUGCCAUCCCGAUCUGUGCCGUCCGUGGGCGCGACGUGGAGAAUAUGAGGGUAUUACGAUUCAUGUUGCUCCACAUAAAAUACCUCUAUGGGAUCAAGAUUGAAGUGCGGGGGACAGAGAACUUCAACAUCAAGGAGCCCUACGUGGUGGUGUCCAAUCACCAAAGCUCCCUUGACUUGCUUGGUAGGACUGGAGGAAGGUGUGGAGGAUGGGAAGGAGCUAAGAAUUUGAUCUGGGCUCUAUUAGUUCAUUUGUUUUUGUUAGUGGGUUUUUUUUUAAUAGAUGUUGCGAUGUAGUUUGCAAGUGGAAGUUGCCCAGAGUUGUUGCAUUAAAAGAUGGGCAGCAAAUAAAUUGGAUGGAUGGAUAUGAGAAAGAGGGGGAUGG
Thamnophis sirtalis is the source of this 730-nucleotide messenger RNA. The record is from RefSeq and is a predicted model, not a curated record. Lineage: Eukaryota; Metazoa; Chordata; Lepidosauria; Squamata; Natricidae.